GGGAGCUGGAGCAGAGCCUGGGAGUUGUAGUCCUGACUUCCCGGCUAUCAAACGCCUGUGGGUAGAGUCAUUGACGAGACUACGUUUCCCAGGGCCCCCUGCUGCUCCGCCGGGCCACUGGCAGGGCUGGGUUGUCAAUCAGCGGACGUCAGAGAGCGGAGAGCGCCCAGGCUUGUUAUUCCCCCCUCCGGGGCCGGCUGAGAAUAAGGGCUGCAGGAGCUUAUGAGCGGGGAGGCAAGUGUCACGCCGAUGCGCCUUAGCGGGGCGCGGGCCGGCGGGGCCACGUGAAGAGGCUGCGGGCCUGGGGGGAGGCAGGGGAACUCCUCCGCCCAAACCCGCGUCCUGGGGCAGCGGGGGAGAGGCUGCGAGGCUGGCGAGCGGCGAUGAGGCGCCGAAGGAUCGCGGUGGCAGCCGGCUGCUGCCUCUCCUUCUUCCUCGGCACGUUGCUGAACGUGCUGUUCAUCCCGGGCUUUGAUCACCAGCAGCGGCAGCGGAGCGGGGUGACCCCGGCCUUGGCGGGCUCGCCUUUGGACCUGCCCGAGGAGGACCGCGGGAGCCGCCGCUGGGAACUAGCCAGGCAGAUCAGGGAGCGCUACGAGGAGGUGGUCCGCUACCAGCAGCACCGGGCGCCCGCGGCUGCUGCCAGGCGGCUGGUGAGACCGCUGGAGCGGCGGCUGAUGGACCUUGCCCAGCCGCGGACCUCCUCGGAGCAGGCUGUGCGGCCGGAGAAGGGGAAAGCGCCACCGCAGGCUGACAGCCGAGGGGUCUCCCCUGCCGGGGCCAAAAUCGAUCUGGCCCUGGAGCCGCCGCUGCUAGGGUGCCGGGACAUCCACAACGUCACCCACGUUCACUACCUCGGCUCCGGCUACACCAAAGCGGUCUACAAAGUGGUCCUGAACCGCACGCUGGCCGUGGCGCUGAAAUCCGUCGAUUUUGGAGGGCACGACAUCGAGAACUGCGUGCGGCAAUACGCGGCGCUGGAGGCGUGCUACAGGCUGGCCUCCUACAAACUCGUCAAGGAGAUGGUCCUGCUGCAAAGGCUGCAGCACGCCAACAUCCUCCAGCUCUAUGGCUACUGUUACCAGGAUAGCAAUGACAUCCCAGACACACUGACCACUAUCACUGAGCUAGGAUCACCACUGGAGAUGAUUCAGCUUUUACAGACGUCCUGGGAGGACAGAUUUCGAAUAUGUCUCAGCUUAGUUCGGCUUUUGCAUUAUUUGGCUCACUCUCCUCUUGGCUCUGUGACACUGUUGGAUUUUCGCCCUCGACAGUUUGUGAUUGUAGAUGGAGAGCUGAAAGUGACUGAUUUGGAUGACGCCAGCAUAGAAGAAAGCUCUUGUACCAGUAACAGUGACUGUUUCAUAGAGUUUCCAGCAAGAAAUUUCACUCUUCCCUGCUCUGUGGAGGGCCGAUGUCAAAAUAUGAAUGAAAAGAGGAAUCUUUAUAAUGCAUACAGGUUUUUUUUUACAUAUCUUCUGCCACACAGUGCUCCACCUUCCUUGAGACCAUUGUUGGAUAUGAUAGUCAAUGCCACAGGAGAACUCCACUGGGGAAUAGAUGAAACAGUGGCUCAGCUAGAAAGAGUUUUGCAUUUAUACAAGAGUGGUAUAUACCUACAGAACACUACAUGGAUGCCGAAAGCUGACUACCAACAGAUACCCGAUGCAGCUAUUCCUGAUGAGAACUACAGGUGCUGGCCUUCUUACCAUCACAAGGGCUGCCUUCUGUCUGUGUUUGAUAUCAACGAAGCCAUUGAGAUUUGUGAGAAUCACUCCCAGUGCAAAGCUUUUGUCUUGACCAACCAGACAACGUGGACAGGUCGGCAGCUUGUCUUCUUCAAAAUGGGCUCAAAUCAUAUCGUGCCUGAUCCUGACAAGAUAACUUAUGUGAAAGUGACAGGCUGAUAGUUUAAGUGGCUUAGUCUGACUUGUAAAUGACAGGAGCUGUUGGUGUAUAAAUAUAGACAGCUGUUACGUACAAGAUAUCUGCAGUAGGGGGAGAGAGAAUUGCACUAUUACUCAUUCUAAUCUAGAGUGCUAAACAAAACUUUAAAGAAAAGACCAGGAUGAAUGUGCAAUACAACAUUUUGAAAAUGUGAUUUUAAGAAAACAAACAAACAAAACCAAAAUGUGAUACACUGUUUUGAAUAUAAGGUAGGCUAUAAAGCAAUAGGCAACUCUGGCUUUUCUAACCAAGGUUAAUGAGCUAUACAUAAUUGCACAGGGUUGAAAGUUCAUAACUUCCAUAGGAAGUCUGGGUCCUCUGCCAUGCUAUUUAUUUGGGCAAGUAUAAUCGCUACACAGUUGAUAAAGCUUAUCCGUUAGAAAGCUAAAUGUCAAACCUUAUAGAAGACAAUCAACAUUUGUGUUACUAUUGUCAAAUAUGCAAGACCAAAAUCAUUUGUAGAAAUAUUAUGGGCCUGUCAUCAAUGGAUCUCAGCCAUAUUUAUAAUUUCAAAAAUGUAGCCAAUUUCAUUGUUUUAAAAGUUUAUGAAAUUUUAUCUUUAAUUUAAGAAAGCCAUAUUUCAGUUGUUUAGACCCUGAUCUAGCAAAGCACUUAAGCACAUGCCUACUUGAAGCAUGAGUAGCCCCACUGAAGCCAUGGGGAUUUAUGCUAGUGCUUAUAUGCUUUGCUGAAUAGGAAUAGCUUUAAGUAUAUACUUAAGUGCUUUGCUGAAUUAAAACCUUAAACACUGUCCAAAAUGUCCUUUAAGGUAUAUCACUGACACAUCAGCAGAGCAAAUCAGUAGUUUCAACACCACAAUUUUUGAUGAAAAUCUUGCAGUGGAAUACUUUCCAUCUGUAUCCUUAUCAAAUCCUUGGUUUUCUAAGGUGUUUCUUACUAGUUCUUAGAACAAAUGAAAUGAAAACUCAACACUAGCCUUAAAUUCAAUAUAAAUAGAUGCAUUUUAUAGGCAUAGUGUGUCUAGAGAAUUUGCUUUCAGUGAAAGCAAUAAACUAAAUACUAAAAGUGACCGAUGUCAUACUUUUUGUAGUUUGUACAUUCAGAAAGUUUUGUACUUAAUUUGUCCUUAAAUUGUUUAUUUUUGUAAAAAAUAUUAAAAAAAUAAAAUGUG
Pelodiscus sinensis (Chinese soft-shelled turtle) is the source of this 3079-nucleotide messenger RNA. RefSeq names its product protein kinase domain containing, cytoplasmic (gene PKDCC). Gene Ontology annotation, cellular component: extracellular region. Gene Ontology annotation, biological process: peptidyl-tyrosine phosphorylation; skeletal system development. NCBI's taxonomy places the organism in Eukaryota, Metazoa, Chordata, Testudines, Trionychidae. Gene Ontology annotation, molecular function: ATP binding; non-membrane spanning protein tyrosine kinase activity. The record is from RefSeq and is a predicted model, not a curated record.